This is a messenger RNA of Blastomyces gilchristii SLH14081, 747 nucleotides long. RefSeq lists its product as uncharacterized. The coding region runs from base 1 to 747 and encodes 248 amino acids. Lineage: Eukaryota; Fungi; Ascomycota; Eurotiomycetes; Onygenales; Ajellomycetaceae. The transcript has 2 exons. The record is from RefSeq and is a predicted model, not a curated record.
AUGCCCGGCAGACAUUCUGUUCCAGGCGACGUCUUCAACAAGCAGCGGUCGGCGGCCAAAUUCUGGGGCAUGCGCCCGUACAUGCGUGCGCGGAGCGCGUUUAUCCACGCGCUGCUGGACGUCGAUAGUCGCGAGUCGGUGCAGAUGCAGCUGGAGCACGCGAGGGACAUGCUGCGUCUGAGCCGCAGUGACACCGUUGGCAUUCGCAGCGCGAUGCCGGGCGCGAUGCUACAGCUGGGCAUGGAUCCGGAGUGCUAUGAUUUCCUCAAGUGGUACGAGAACGAUGGGCCAGCGGGGCGAUUACGACUGGGGGGAUAUGGAGCUGCCGUUCCUGGACGUGAAGGGUGCGGAUGCCUUCGAGGAUGUUGGGUCCGGAUGCUUUUGGAUCUGAAGGACUUGCAUAUGCAGAGCACAAGCGCGGCCGGCGCGGUGAUGGCUGACGCCCGCCAGCUGCGCAGCUCGAUCAUUGCGAAUAAUGCGGAAAUCUUACACCGCGGCGAUCAUACGGCGGCGGUUGCAUUGUUAGAAGGGCAGGUCAAGGAACUCUACAGGGCGAUCCACAGCUCCAACAAGCACUUUUGGGAAGUUCUGCUCGAGCCGGAAGAACAUUUGCAUGCGAUGCCUGGUAUGUAUUCGCCUGGCACACUAUCAGAGGUGCAGGUAAUGCUGCGAUAUAUCUAUCCCGCGUGGGCUAUGACGCCGGGAGCACUGGAAUUGGCCGAGGAUCUCACCAAGCGAAAACUAUAA